AUGACCAAAGUACAAGAAUUGGACCAGAAACGCAUUGUUGGUGUUGUUUUCAAGGCACUGUUGAUUGACUUGUUUUCAUUCACCAUCAUUCUCCCAUUGUUUCCUCGACUCUUGAACUACUAUCAAAGUGCAGAGGUCGGUCAUCAAGAAACCAUCCUAGGCUACGCGCUUGCAGUUUUGGAGCAAUUUAAGCAUUUGAUUAUGACCAACCCACAUGCCUCUGUCAAGACGGGCUAUGCAGAUAAAUGGGAUACAGUGUUACUGGGUGGAUUGAUUGGAUCUUUAUUCUCAUUGCUGCAGUUCUUUGUAUCUCCAAAGAUUGGACGCGCUAGCGAUAGAUUGGGACGCAGAACAGUGCUGUUGUAUACUAUGGUGGGCAAUAUUUUAUCCACACUGGUUUGGCUGUUUGCUCGCUCAUUCAGCUUGUUUUUGGUGGCUCGUAUCAUUGCUGGCUUGAGUGAGGGCAACGUGCAAUUGAGUAUUGCCAUCAUUUCUGAUGUUACUACACCUGAAAAGAGAUCGCGAAGUCUGGCGCUUGUUGGCAUUGCAUUUGCCAUUGCAUUCACAGUUGGCCCUGCUAUCGGUGCUUGGUUUGCUUCUAUUGACUUGAGUGAAUUGUGUCCUUCACUUGUAAAGUUUGGCAUUUAUCCCUAUUCCAUGGCCGCAUUUGUUGGUCUGGUCUUAUUGGUGGUUGAAACUGCCUAUUUGUAUGUAGCUCUACCUGAAACCAUUCAUUUCCGUCAUCAAGUUGAACAAGCAGCAGCAGCAGCAGCAACCAGCAAAGAUGCCUCCACAUCAACAGCAGCAACUCCAGCAGGAGAACCUGUUACAUUGCAAAUAAUUCAGACUCGCUUAUUGAACUUGCAAUAUCUCAAGCAAAUCAUGUGUGCAUUUUCAUUCUUGUUCUCUGGCAUGGAGUUCACAUUGGUCUUUUUGACAUUUGAUGUCUUGGAUUACACUCAUAUGCAACAAGGCAAACUCUUGGGUUUCAUGGGUAUCGUAUCAGCUUUGAUCCAAGGCGGCUAUGUUAGACGUCGUGUACAGAAAAUGGGUGAAAAGAUGUUGGUAUUGCAAGGCAUGGUGAGCUGUGUUAUUGGUCUUUACAGUUUGGCUCGCUGCGUCAAGGCGGAGAACCCUGUAGCAUGGUUGUAUGCGGGUGUCACAUGUUUAGCCUUUACCUCGGGUACUGUAGUCAAUUGUCUCACCAGUCUGGCUAGUCUGCAAUGCCAUGACAGAGCCAGCGAUGACGCCUUGAGCAAAGGUCGUGCAUUGGGUGAGUUCCGUAGCUUUGGUCAAUUAGGCCGUGCUUUAGGUCCUAUCAGUGCUUGUGGACUGUAUUGGAUCUUUGGUCCUGGUGCAUGCUAUGCUCUUGGUGCUCUCAUGAUGGUUGGAUUGACAUGGAUUACUGUCAUGAACGCGCCCGCUGGCAAGAAGGUUGAUGCUAAAAAGCCAACUGUGGUUAAAAAAUCCAAGAAAGCCGAAUAG
Mucor velutinosus is the source of this 1485-nucleotide messenger RNA. RefSeq lists its product as uncharacterized. The transcript is spliced from 4 exons. Bases 1 to 1485 code for a protein of 494 amino acids. Gene Ontology annotation, molecular function: transmembrane transporter activity. The record is from RefSeq and is a predicted model, not a curated record. Lineage: Eukaryota; Fungi; Mucoromycota; Mucoromycetes; Mucorales; Mucoraceae. Gene Ontology annotation, biological process: transmembrane transport. Gene Ontology annotation, cellular component: brush border membrane.